Brassica napus (rape) is the source of this 1553-nucleotide messenger RNA. Its product is annotated as phosphoinositide phosphatase SAC4-like. The transcript has 7 exons. The record is from RefSeq and is a predicted model, not a curated record. Lineage: Eukaryota; Viridiplantae; Streptophyta; Magnoliopsida; Brassicales; Brassicaceae. The coding region runs from base 16 to 1122 and encodes 368 amino acids. Gene Ontology annotation, molecular function: phosphatidylinositol-3,5-bisphosphate 5-phosphatase activity. Gene Ontology annotation, biological process: phosphatidylinositol dephosphorylation. Gene Ontology annotation, cellular component: intracellular membrane-bounded organelle.
UUUUCGGCAAUAGUCAUGGUGAAUAUAUGUCUUCCAGAGGGGGGCGAUUAUGAUAACAAGCCUGGCAGGCUCCAGAGGGGGGUGCUGAGGACCAAUUGCAUAGAUUGUCUUGACCGUACAAAUGUUGCACAGUAUGCAUAUGGUUGGGCUGCUCUAGGUCAACAGCUUCAUGCAUUGGGAAUUAGAGAUGCUACAACAAUAGAACUUGAUGAUCCCUUGUCAAGUUCAUUAAUGGCUUUAUAUGAGAGAAUGGGAGACACACUAGCUUAUCAAUAUGGUGGAUCUGCAGCCCACAAUAAGGUUUUCAGUGAGAGGAGAGGCCAGUGGAGAGCAGCAACCCAGUCACAAGAGUUCUUGAGGACUCUGCAACGCUACUAUAAUAACACAUAUAUGGAUGCGGAUAAACAAGAUGCCAUUAAUAUAUUUCUAGGUACUUUCCAGCCUGAACAAGGUAAGCAGGCGGUUUGGGAGUUGCGGUCAGAUUCCCACUCAAAUGGACAAAAUGUAGAAAUAAGCAUGGGGGAAGAUGAAAGGUUUCUUGUGAAGAGGUGCUUAUCAGACGGGAAUAUUCUCCAUGAAAGUCGCACACCGAUGUCUGCGAUGAGUAGCAAGCAUGAAAGCAUAUCACGUAAAGGCUUCGAAUCGUCGUCACACCAGGUGACUCAUAUAAUUUCAGAGUCAUCACCAGACAUGCCAGCUGCUGGUUAUGUAGCAUUAUCGAGGUGUACUCCGUCAAUGCCUAGCACAUAUUUUUUUGGAGAUGCGCGAAAGGUUCAACAUAAUGGUAGUAACUCCAAUUACUUGUCCGAACAGGAAGACAUGUCUACUGUCUCAAAUUUUGUUGAUGUCGAAUGGCUUUCUUCAUCAGAAAAUUUAUGCGAGAACGAUCAGUUGAACAGGCCGUCAUUGCUUUCAAGCUAUUCAACAGCAGAAAUGUCGUCAUCAGAGAAUAUCAUCAGUGAAGCAAAACAGCCAGCGCCAGCUAUGAGCGAGAGUGGAUCAAGCAGCAGAAAGGGAAAGGAACCUAUGGAAGCGGAACCGUCUGCACACACAAAGACUUGCGAUGAUUUUACAGAUAGCUUUAAACAAUGGGUAGCAUACGGAGAAGCACUCUGCCAUUGAAGCUCUCUCAACUUUCCAUUUCCAACAAGAACUUACUUUACCUUUACCUUUUACUUCACCAACUUAUGGUCUUGUCACUUGUGGACAUUUGGGUAUUACGGUGCAAGCAUGGAGAAUGGACUAUUAGAGAGGGAUUCACAGUGCCACGUUUUGAAACUUCAGUGAUGACCAACAGUCAAAAAAGGUAACACUACAAAGAGGAGGGCAAAUAAUAAAAUAGCUGAGAAGUUUGAGUUUGCAGUCUAGCAGAAGAAUAGGGUAACAUUUAUCUUUGUGGCGAGAAAUUUAUGAUAGUCUGAGACUUUUGUUAGAGAGUCCUUCAUUGUUUUGGACUUUUUGGUUUGAAGUUUGCUGUAAAUAUAUGUUUGGUAUUAAAUCCUUCUUGUAACUUCUUAUCUUUUCCAUUUGUAAAAAAAAGUGCAUUAUCCCAA